Molecule: messenger RNA, 3027 nt
Organism: Colletotrichum phormii
Lineage: Eukaryota; Fungi; Ascomycota; Sordariomycetes; Glomerellales; Glomerellaceae
Product: dual specificity phosphatase
Exons: 2
Coding region: 476-2554 (692 amino acids)
Biological process (GO): protein dephosphorylation; nuclear DNA replication
Molecular function (GO): protein tyrosine/serine/threonine phosphatase activity
Source: RefSeq, a predicted model, not a curated record
UUCCUGGCCCUCUCUUUCUGCUCUCCCCACCUUGCCUAUCCCCUUGUCCUGCCCCCGUGUUCCCACGCCCGUCUAAUUAGUACCCCAACCUGUUGCAGUGACAAACGCUCUUCUUCCUUCUUCCUUCCAACAUAUCUCAGACUCAGAUCAAUCAGACGGUCAAGUCGAGUGUAUUUCUCUCUCCUGAUCAUCGCAUGAGCAUCCGACGGCCUCCUCCAUCAUUUCUCUGUUGUGUCUGUUGCCAACUCGACGUCUAACAUAGUUUGGUCGGAUUACAGCUAUCACCAGCUCGGCACAAGAGACGCACCCGGUUCUACCUGUGGGUUUAGGCCUUGGUUGCAGUAGCACCGUCUUUCCAACCCAGCCCCAGCUAUUCGCAGAAAGCCGGCACACAGCGUCGAUUGCGAUCAACUGUUGGCUCAAGGCAACAAAGUGAAGGAAACAGGAACACAGAAAACAGCAUACAUACUUCAGUAUGGCGACAAUCGCCCUCCCGAGACCUAUUGCCCCGCAUCGCCCAACGUCGACGGUGGGACCCGUCCCAACCAUAUCGCUCGAGUCCAUUGGCACUUCUCAAGUGCCCGUACCAAACAAGCAUCUUCCAGUUUGUCCUCCUGGUCCUAUUCCCGCCGAAGAGCCCAAUACUCCUCCUCCAUCACCUCCUCGCGACGACGAUUUGAUCCAGCAGACUUCAUUGCUGUUUCCCCCCGACAAGUUCUCCAAAUUCGAGUCGGGCCCGGCCACCGUCUAUACCGUCAGCCCCACUGAUGUGGCUGCUGCUGUCGACUACAUCUCCCGCCAGCCCUUGCCGGAUCCGAAUCAAGUCUUCCCAUGGUUCCAUGGUCUGCAUCCCCAUAACCAUAUCCAGCAAGCAUUCUUUAUUGCCCGUCAUCGUUCACUCCGCAGAACACCUACAUGUGUCCGGGGGGUUACACUCGUCAAAGCGGACGGUGAUCUGAGCGUCGCCCGUCUCAAAGGUGCUAUAGCUCCUCAAGAACUCAUCAACUUGGCCGCCGCCGCCCCCGAGUUCCUCGAUGUCGACCCCCGCGAUGGCUUUUGUGUGAGAAAUUUCCAGAUUCAAUCUGCCAAAGCCGCCAUGGUUUCAGACAUCAUUGUUUACGGCGAGGAUGAAACGGCCGUUCGCAAAGUGAGCCUCGAUAUUGCGACGGCACAGCUUCGAUGGCGACAGAGGCACGAAGCUCAGGGCCACUCUGUUCCCGAAUACAACACAUUCAUGUGUUAUUCGCCUUUUGACAACUUUGAAACCAACCAUAAAGAGAUUGUUGCUGUCGACGCUCGGGGCCAGCUGACUGGCAAUGUCCUCGACUUUUUCCACCAAGAGCGGAAGGAGAUGUACGACAUGACCAGAGCAUCAGAAAUCUCCCACAACGUUUGGCUCGGCCCAACACCAGAGCCUUCUUCAGGGGAAGACGAACAGUUCGAUGUCUUGAUCGAAUGUAGUGAUGUUGGUCGGCUUAACCCUUCAGCGCUGCGGACCUUGGCUGAGUCUCGGGUUGAACCUGCUCAGAGGCCCUAUAUUGACUUCCCUUCCUCUGGAAGCAUUCUACCACCCACCUGGUCACAAGCUGAAGCCGAUGGCAUUUUGGAAACCUGCAAAUGGAUUUAUCACUUAGCCCAUGGCACGCUUCCAGCCACGAACAGCACCGAUAUCGAUGGGGACGGCGACAUCGACAUGAACGGGCAGACCUUGCCGCCUGUUAAUAGGAGAGAGAGAAAGAUCCUCAUCCACUGUGCCGACGGAUACACUGAGUCCACCAUGCUUGGAAUCGCAUACUUCAGCUACAGCACUGGCAGAGGCAUUGCCGAUGCGUGGCUGGACUUGCAUACCAUCAAGAAGCGGAAUUUCUUCGCCUAUCCUACUGAUGUUGCUCUUCUGACGUGUAUCGAGGCCCGAUUGCUACAUGAGUCGCCUGUUCACUCGGGCAAGGGCCUCGGCGAGAUCACAUCAUUAAUAAAGGAACCAGCGUGGCUUCCCGGCCUCGAUGGAUCAUUGCCUAGCAGAGUUCUCGAAUACAUGUAUCUCGGCAACCUAUGUCACGCGAACAAUCCCGACCUUUUGAGGGCCAUGGGGAUAACUCAAAUCCUGAGUGUUGGCGAGACUUCGAUGUGGAGGGAAGGCGAGCUAGAGCAAUGGGGUCCAGAAAACGUCUGCAUUGUACAGGGAGUGCAGGAUAACGGAAUUGAUCCUUUGACGGAUGAAUUUGAGAGAUGCCUUGAUUUUAUUGAACGUGGCCGGCGCAACGGAACAGCCACACUGGUACAUUGCCGUGUCGGAGUAUCGCGCAGUGCUACCAUUUGCAUCGCCGAAGUAAUGCGAUCGUUGGGACUGUCAUUUCCUCGAGCAUAUUGCUUCGUCCGAGCCCGCAGGCUCAAUGUCAUUAUUCAACCACACCUCCGUUUCGCCUACGAGCUUCUCAAAUGGGAAGAGCUCAAUCAAUUGAAGAAAAAGGGCUCGUCUAGGGUGAAGCGGGAACUCGAAUGGGGUGAAAUUGCCAGAGAGAUUGCCCUGAUGAACCGUCCUUACGCGAGGUAAAGUCGGCUACUUUCUCAAGUCGGCGGCGUGACGCGUAUUCUUCUACCUUGCGUCAACUCCGAGACCAUAUCUCUCGUUUAUUCGCCCACGUGGAUCGUCGGACGUUCUUUAAUAUUAUAUUUACACCAGUGUUGGAUACAUCAGGGAAGGCUGAUCAGCCGGGUCCAAGGCCCGGUCGGUAGCUGUCUAGUUCAGGUUGUAUCCUCAAUGGUAAAACUUCAUGUGGAAUGAUUUGUGCGGAUAUAUGACUGAUGGAACGGCGCUAUGGUAUUAUCUCCUGUGGGUGAGAUUUGAUUCUUCGGGCACUUUGGGAUGGACAGUCCGGCGCAUGAUUUCGACAGCUGUAGCUCGGCUGGCCUGGUAUUUACUUGACUAUGUCUGUUUCUAGGGUGGUAGUGGUGGGAGUGGUGGGGGCCUCCUCACAGCCUCUGUCUAUACAAUCUUUUGAUAAUAAAGGAUACUUGACCGCCAAA